Messenger RNA from Durusdinium trenchii, 2904 nucleotides. The record is from the annotation of a GenBank genome assembly. Lineage: Eukaryota; Dinophyceae; Suessiales; Symbiodiniaceae.
AUGUCGCCCUAUCGGUGGCGACUGCUGGCGCUUCUUGGGACUGCCGACGGCCGUGUCACUGUGCCCCUGCAGCGGCAGCAGCGGUGGUUGGAGGCGGAUCGCUGGGGGCGGCGGCAAAGUACCACAGAGUAUUUCGGCCUCCUCACUCUUGGUGCCCAUGGCGCCGAGGGUGCAGAGAGCCGGCCCUUUCGGGUCAGCUUCGACACUGGCAGUGCCAAUGUAGUGCUGCCUUGCUUUCAAGAAGACCAACUCGCACAAAGGCACAGCACCUGUGAUGCCCACACGGUGACCUUGGUCUUCGGCACCGGCGAGGUGAACGGCUCCUAUGCCGAGGGCGCCGUGUGCGUCGGGCAGCUGUGCGUGGAUCUGCGGAUAGUGCUGGGGCACACCUUUAGCGAGCAUCCCUUCAAGGAGGCACCCUUUGAGGGAGUGCUAGGUUUGGCACUCCCCGUCCUGGCGGAGGGCAGCAACUUCUCCUUCAUUGAUGAGUUGGUGAAACACCGGCAAUUGGAGUCCAAUGUCUUCGCUAUCUAUUUCUCCAAGGAAGGCCAUGCAGGGGGCGAGCUCUCGCUUGGCGGUGUGGAUGCAGAACGGAUGCAACAUGAGCUGAUUUGGGUGCCUGUCUCCAAACCUGGCUUUUGGCAGGUGGCGGUGCGGGAUCUCACCCUGGACGGCGAAGACAUGAAUCUUUGCGGGCCUCAAGGCUCUUAUCGUGCCUGUGCCUUGGCCCCAGACAGUGGCACCUCGGCCGCGCUGGCGGCGCCGAGUUGGCUGGCGCGGCGCUUGGCGGAGCAACUGGCGCCCGGCGAAAGCGCCGAGAGCUGUUGGGAGAUGCCACGCUUGGGCUUCCGGUUGGAGGAGUCGGACCUCCUCCUGGAGCUUGAGGCAUCUGACUACGCACAGGUCCACGAGGACUGUGAGCUGCAGCUGAUGGCAGUGGAUGUUCCAGCACCCCAUGGGCCGUUGAUCCUGCUGGGCGAUCCUUUUUUGAGGAAGUACUACACGGUCUAUGACCGCGAGAAGGGGAAGCUUAGCUCUCCUCAGGAGUCCUUGCAGCAACCCUCACAGGGCUUUUCGACUCAGCUACCAUCCACUCGCUCGGGAGAUCGCUCCUCCUUGGAUGCACUCAGUUUCAACGUCUCUGAGCGGAGGUAUGCUUCAGCCAAUUCCAGUGGUGCCCAGGUGGGCGGAGGCUCCUAUAAUGUGUACUUCGAGGAUCAUUUGUCCCGUUUGCAUGCCGACAUCGAGCUCACCACACGCAAGCUUGAGCUGGAGCAGCGGCGCCUGGCGAAGCUGGACAAGGACCUGGCCGCAGCAGAGUCAGAGUACACUCAGAAGCGCCAGAAGUACAAAGUCAUGCAAAGCUCUCAAGAGGAUGCUCAAGCAUCGCGCCAUAAGGAUUUGCUUCAACUGGAGAGGCAGCUGGACUUAGCAAUUGCAGGGUUCAACAAGCUCAAUGCCCACAAUGAUGGGUUGCGAGCGCAGAUUGACCAAUUGCGAAAGGAAAGGCAGCUCUUGGAUCACGUCUUUAGGAAGAUGGAGAAUUCCAUCCGUGCCAGCCGAAGGGCCAUUGAGGAGGCCAACACAGACAUCACAGGCAACAGGUCGGAACAUGACAAGAUGCAGCAAAGAUGCCAAGCAUUAGGGAAAGCUUUAGAGCGUGAGCGAAAGAACUUUCAGAAGCAGACUGAGGAGCUUAAGAAGCAGAUCAAUGAGCAGAACAAAAAGGCACGAGAGCAAGAGCUGCUGAGUCGUGCAGGUAGCCCCUCCGCACACGACGGGAGCCCGGGCUCCCGGCGGAAGAACUUCAUGGUGGCCGACGAGGAGGAGGCCUUCUCCGAGAGCGCCAUGCACCGGCGAAUCUUGAAAGUGUGCUUUCUCAAAACGAUCCAACGCAGGCACAUCAAGCAACAUAUGAAGAAUAUCGAAGUCUUCGAGCAGGCCUUCGCAACCAUCAAGUCCAGCACGCAAAUCAGCGAUAUUGAGGAGAUCGUCAAGAUCUUUGUGAGCCUGGAGCAGCGGAACUUUAGCCUCUUGACCUAUGUGAAUCAACUGAACCGAGACAUUGAAGCGAUCCAGAUUCAAAACAAGGAACUGGAGGCAACGAUCAAUGCCCGCAGCCCUGAGGGCAUCGCGGAAGCAGAGAAGUCCAAGGCUGCUGGACAAGAGAAAGAAUCCAGAGAAAUUGCUGAGAUCAAACAGCAGAUUCAGAAGACUCAAGAUGCAACAGCUGAGAAGGAUCGCGAUGUAGACAAACUCUCUAAUGACCUGGAGCAGUGCAGGCCAUACAUUUGGAAUAUUGUGAAGUUUCUAAAAGAGGAGAUCCCAGGACUUGUUGAGCAGGGCUAUGAGGGUGACCAGCCCUCCUUGAAGGUGUCUGCGCCCGACGAGCAUGAUGGUCAGAUGAGCCAUCACUUGAUGUAUGUCGAGGAGGCGCUGAUGCUCUUCCGCGCUUGCUUGGGUGGCGCAGAUGCUCGACAGACGGUGGUGCCGGCCAAGGUGCCUGCAGGCGGCCUGAAGAAGCCCACAGACUUGCCCUCAAUGGCACACUUCUCCUUGGCGACCACCACGCAGAUUGACGACGACGAUGACGAUGAUGAAGCUGGAAUUGAUCAAGGGACCUGGAGCCGCACUGAGCUGCGCCACAAGGCCAUUGAGAACAUCCGCCGACGCCGGAAGCGACAGCCUGGUCCAGGCAGCAAGAUGGCCGGGCUGGGUGACGAACGCCGGGUGGAAGAGGGCGAUGACUCUGGGAUGAAGAGGGAAGCAUCACUUCCGUCCAAGGAAACCCUCGCAGGGGAAUCUCAGUUCAGCAAGAGCCCUAGCGUGGUGGGUGGCAAGGAUGAGGAGGCGGGUCGUGAAGAGAUGUGGUGGCGCGGGGCCGGCCGCGAGAAGAAGAAGUAG